GCAGCGAGCUGUGUGUGUGUACGCGCGCUGCCUGGCAGGGGAGGCUGCCCCGCUUGCCGUGCAGCCCGGGAGAAGACUCUUCCCCCUGCCCUGGAAACGCUCCCCGGAGCCUGGCCCUAGAGAACUCGGCUCCGCGGGCGUGAGAGGGACACGCAGGGCGCCUGCGGGCCGGCCGGAGGAGCGCCGGGUCAACCCUCUGUUUCUUGGUCAGAGUAAGGAUACAUCUAUACUUACCCGCUGAUUUGGUGGCAAGCAAUCGAUCUAUCGCGUCUAGACAAGACGCGAUAAAUCGAUCCCAGAAGUGCUCGCCAUUGACGCUGGUAGUCCUGCUCCGUGAGAGGAAUAGGCGGAGUCGACGGGGGAGCCUGCCUGCUGCGUGUGGACGCGGAAUUUGACAUGCAUGAUGGAGGUGAAAAAGGAUGAAAAACAAGCUGCUGUCCUGGACAAAGGUGAAGAAGAUGGAUGUUUAGUAGAACUUCAUUACAUUGGAACCAUGUUUUAAGUAAUUCUUCUAGACAUCUUUCAUAAAUAUUUUAUAUAUCUACAGAGACUGAUAUGACUGAAAAUUUGGCUCAUCAGCAAUAUAUGCUGGAAGAAGCCUGCAUGGAACAUAACAUUUGUUUUAGUUCAGAUUAUGUGAAAAAAUUAUAGACUUCUACCUAUUAUUUAUUAACCUUGCAUCUCAAUUCAGCCACACCAAACUAGUCUUUAAAGUGAAUAGAAGCAGAGUCUUUGUGGAUAUUUUUAUUGAACAUGACUCAUGGAGAAGAGCUUGGCUCUGAGAUGCACCAGGAUUCUGUUGUUCUAACUUACCUAGAGGGAUUACUAAUGCAUCAAGCAGCGGGAGGCUCAGGUACUGCAGUUAACAAAAAGCCUACUGGGCAUAGUGAAGAGGAUCAAAACUUUAAGAUUUCUGGAAAUAUAUUUCCCAACUGUCAAAGUAAUGGUCCAGUUCUUAACACACAUACAUAUCAGGGAUCUGGCAUGUUGCAUCUCAAAAAAGCAAGACUAUUGCAGUCUUCUGAAGACUGGAAUGCAGCAAAGAGAAGGCGGUUGUCUGAUUCCAUUGUGGAUUUGAAUGGAAAAAAAGAAGCUUUGUUAGCUGGCAUGGUUGAAAAUGUGCCUAAAGGCAAACAGGAUAGCACAUUACUUGCCUCUUUGCUUCAGUCAUUCAGCUCUAGGCUGCAGAGUGUUGCUCUGUCACAACAGAUUAGGCAGAGCCUCAAGGAGCAAGGGUAUUCCCUCAGCCAGGAUUCUUUACAAGUGGAGAAAGAUGUAAGGUGCUAUGGUGUUGCAACUAGUCGUUUGAAGACUCUGCUGAAGAAAAGAAAAGCAAAAGAUCAAAAGCUUGACACCACUCUGCCUGAUGUAACAACGAACCCUCCUAAAGAGAGGUUUAUAGAAUCUCCACAUACAGGGCAGAAUGGGCCCAAGGUGAUGAAUGAGCCUCUCUCAUGUGCUGCAAGAUUACAAGCAGUGGCAAGCAUGGUAGAGAAAAGAUCUAGUCCUACUGCUUCGCCUAAACCCAGCGUAGCCUGUAGUCAGCUAGCUUUACUUCUUUCAAGCGAAGCUCAUUUGCAGCAGUAUUCAAGGGAACAUGCUUUAAAGGCACAAAAUGCAAAUCAGAUAGCAAGCGAGAGACUUGCUGCCAUGGCCAGAUUACAAGAAAGUGCCCAGAAAGACCUUGGCCAUUUCAGUCUGUCAAAAGGAAUGCCAAGCCAUCUUAAUGGUCAAAUGAGAUCAUCAACCAAAACAAUAACUAACAAGAGCAAUAUGGCACCAUUUCAGAGCCCCAUUGGAAUCGUUCGUUCUCCUCCCAAAAAUUUAGGAUACAAAAAUAUAUUGGAAAGAAACCACUUAAAACCAUCUCCCAGCAACAGUUUGCUUUUACAUCUUCUUAAAAGUCAAAAUGCAACUAAACAAACAAAAGGGCAAGAGCAGAAUGAGAGAUCGGGUAUUUUUGAGGACCGUAGCACACCAACUACUGUGGAUGAGUAUUCAGACAACAAUCCUAGUUUUACAGAAGAUGACAGCAGUGAUGAUGAAAGCUCCCAUUCUAACUGUCUUCCUAUAGAUUUAUCUUUCAAACAGAGGAUAGACAAACAAGAUUCUGGACAGCCUGCUUCUCUAGAUAAUCUGACUCAGCCAUUGUUUCAUAAUUGGGAUCCAAAAAUUCCAUGUCUAGAGAACAGUAUGGAGAAUAAAGAAGAUAAAGACACUCCUAAAGGUUCUAAACUGAAUCCACAUCAGAAAGUAACACUGCUUCAGUUAUUACUUGGGCCUAAGAGUGAAGAUAACAAAGAGAAAGAUACAGACCCUCAGGGACCACACAGUACAGCUGAUGUGGCAAAAUUUACUGUACAAACUGGUAAAAGGACUCCUGUGACGGAAAGUCCCAGUGCAAAUCGAAUAACUCCAUUAAGCACUCCACCUUUGCUUAUUUCUACAAAAGCAGACUCGCCUAUAAAUCUCUCACACCAAUCUUCUCUAGCAGUCAAACGUAAUUCACCACCAUAUGCUUGCAGCAUCCAGCCAGAGAGGUUAAUGAAUCCAGCAUCUAAACAUUUGAUAGAUCUUACAAAAAAUAAAGAACUUCAAGGAACUAAACUGAACAUAAAUGAAAGUGCACAAAAUUCUGCAGCUUUCAGUGCCAGCAAGCUGUUGCAGAACUUAGCUCAGUGUGGAAUGCAGACUUCCAUGUCAGGUGAAGAGCAAAGAACCAGCAAACAGCUGCUAACAGUAAAUACAGAUAAACCUGUAGGGUUGAUUGAUAGAUUAAAUAGUCCUUUACUUACAAAUGUAUCAGGUAAAUUUGAAGAGAACAACAAAAUAUUCAAUUGUCAUCCUACACCCACUGAACAAGGACUUCCCAGUUCUGAAAUAGAAAAUCUCCUUGAAAGACGCACUGUCCUUCAGUUGCUCCUAGGAACCCCCAAUAAAGGUAAAAGUGAAAAGAAAGAGAGGAUGCUUUUAAAAGAUGAAAGCUCACAAGAGCAGAUGGAUAAGGCUUUGAGUGAGCAAAUAUUGACUGUGAAAAUAAAAACUGAACCUUGUGAAGAAUCAAAUGCUCCUCAUAAUCCAAAUGCACAGCCAAUAAGAGAGAGUAAGGGUAACAAAUUUCAAGGAAUAGCUCAUUCAGUGCAGAGAAAUACAGGUGCCUCUCCAGCAUCUGAGGACUUGAAACCUGAGCCUCUUUCAUCUGAAGAUUUUUCUUUUUCAAAAAAUGGCUUGUUAAGUCGGUUGCUGAGACAGAAUCAAGAUAGUUAUCUCGUGGAUGAUCUGGACAGAAGUCACAGAAAUAGUGAACUGACACUUCUAGACUCAAAGAGCCUUUGCACCAUUCCUAAGAAGAGGAAAUUUCAUACUGAGCCUUCAGAAAGUCCGUUAAAAAAGGUAAAAAGUAAUGUGUCUGUGUCUGAUGCUUCAAACAAUCGCAUAUCUCCUGCAGAGACAUUGUAUCGGCCUUUGCUUAACCAGCAAGAGCUGAAAUUCAACAGAAGCGAUCUUGAAUUUAAAUAUGCUGCUGGUCAUGGUUCAAAUAAUGAAAGUGAAAAUAGGAGUUUGUCUAGAGAUAGUAAAGGCUUUAAUGUGUUGAAACAACUGCUUCUCUCAGAAAAUUGCGAGAGAGAUUUUUCACAGCAUAGGAAUAAUGCAGUAACAGAGGGCAAGAAGAAAGGAAACAAAAAUAAUGUAGCAAAUAAUAAACCCGAAUUUAGAAUUUCUUCAAUAAAUGCAUUAAUGGGAAAUCCUGUGCAACCAAACAGUUGUGUGGAUCACAGGACAUUUCAGUAUCCAGUAGCAGUGAAGAGUCCUGCUAGUUCCCCCUUCUCUGAACACUUGGGAUGUACAGUAUCUAGACCUGAAUCUGACCAAUUUAAUGUUUGCCCCAUACCCAGUGAAAAAGGCCCCAUCAGAUGGGUUAUCACAGGAAUGGACAAGGGUGAAUAUGAAAAAGACUCCCCAAGACUGACCAAAACCAAUCCAAUAUUGUAUUACAUGUUACAGAAAGGAGGCAAUUCUGUUAGUAGCCAAGAAGCACAUAAGGACAUUUGGAGUGAACCUUCAUUUAUGGAAAAUUCAACUCCUGUUACAAUAAAAGAGGAGUUAUUACCUGGCACAGAACCUAAAAUUCCUUUCCAUAAUUUAAGAAGCCCUUACAAUAGCCAUAUGGGGAAUAAGAGCUCCCAUCAACACAAUAUGAAUGGAGAAGUGUAUGGACUCCUGGAAAAAGUGCUAACAAUCAAAAAAGAACCAGAGUGAAAUAUAUAGCCAACACAAUGAGUUUACAGUCAGUGGGUUUGAAUCUGUGUUUAAUAAUAAUAAUAAUAAAAAAGUAUGAACUGGAAUACUGUAUAAAUUGAGCAUGAUUUGAGAAAAGCAUGGUCUUAUUGAAUCAUAUUUUCAUUUGAGAAACUUUUUGUUUUUCUGGUGAUAUUUAAAAACAUGUAGAUAUGUUUGCUUUACAGUAGAUAGUCACAAGGAAACUGUGAGAGUUGUAAGCUGUACAAGACACAAUUCUGUAUGCAUCAAAGUAAGUUAUGAAUAGUCUGUGACUGAAGUCUUAUUUGGAACCACAGGUAUUUAGGUAUAAAAUAAAGUAAGCAUACAGCUACGGUGGUGGUAAUGCAUUCUGCUGCAUUUCAUACUUUCCACAUACAUAGUAUAUUCCCAUUUUUUUUUGGCAGUUUGAGCAUAGAGACAAUAUAACCUGUGAUAUUUGUUUAAUACAUUUUGUGAAAUUUUAAGAUUUUUUUUAAGAAAUGGAACAGUCCGUCCAGGGUAGUAGAGCAUCACAUUUGGUAGUCUAAGUGUUAAUUAAUCAAAUGUGCUGAAAUGUAAUUUUUAGUGCUUCCAAAUUUUGUUUUUUAUUAUUUAAUUAUUUUUGCGGUUAUCCCCAAAUUAUGGUGUGGUGUCCUUUU
Messenger RNA from Malaclemys terrapin pileata, 4919 nucleotides. It is a transcript of the gene NRIP1, whose product is annotated as nuclear receptor interacting protein 1. The coding region runs from base 754 to 4260 and encodes 1168 amino acids. Lineage: Eukaryota; Metazoa; Chordata; Testudines; Emydidae. Gene Ontology annotation, biological process: regulation of transcription by RNA polymerase II. Gene Ontology annotation, molecular function: transcription coregulator activity; signaling receptor binding. Gene Ontology annotation, cellular component: nucleus. The record is from RefSeq and is a predicted model, not a curated record. The transcript has 3 exons.